Molecule: messenger RNA, 2666 nt
Organism: Bolinopsis microptera
Lineage: Eukaryota; Metazoa; Ctenophora; Tentaculata; Lobata; Bolinopsidae
Product: kelch-like protein 20
Exons: 13
Coding region: 109-1899 (596 amino acids)
Molecular function (GO): protein binding
Source: RefSeq, a predicted model, not a curated record
CAAAUCUAUUACAUUUGUUGAGCCAAGGUUUCCAUGCUUGUUAACAAGCUCAGUUUUUGUGAAAUGGCACAUGCUAGGUGAUCCUCACUCAGCCUUACCUUGAACAUCAUGGAAGAGGGAGAUCUUAACGGUGGGGAUAUUUCAGACUCUCCUACAAUUUCUGACGAACGCACAUUGUCUGAUUCUGAGGCCGAUCCUGGGAGAGCGUCAGACUUCUUUGACUACACUCCCUCUCAGAGUUUUAAUGCUCCAGUCUCUUACUUAGAGGAGUGCCACCUGGUUAUGAACGACUUGCGACGUGAUCGUGAUCUGUGUGACGUAACUCUUGUUGUCAAGAGUGAAGUUUUCCACGCACACAGAGUGGUCCUUGCCUCACGGAGUCCUUAUUUCCUUGGAAUGUUCAAAUCUAACAUGGCAGAGUCUCAACAAGAUGAAAUUACCCUCACAGGAUUGGAUGCGAACUCUUUCAAGCUGAUCCUGGAUUUCAUGUACCUAAACAAGAUAAAAGUGACAGAGUCAAAUGUACAGUUCCUCCUUCCCGCUGCGUCCUUACUCCAGAUCAUGCCUAUUGUCGAGGCUUGUGCUGAAUUCCUCAAAGAUAAGCUUCAACCUUCCAAUUGUUUAGGUUUCCAAUCAUUUGCUGAUCUUCACCACUGUGAGGACCUUAAGAAGCAAGCUUUACAAUACGCUACUGAGCAUUUCUGGGAGGUAUGCAGACAAGAGGAGUUUCUGAGGAUCACAUCGGACCAGCUAAAAUCUCUGGUGAAAUCAGAUGUGUUGAAUGUUCGGAGCGAGGAGAAGGUGUAUGAAGCACUGCUGAAGUGGGUGAAACACGAUGUGGAGGGGAGACACCAGUACAUUCCUGAUCUCAUGCAGUGUGUAAGAUGGUCGCUGCUGCCCCAGAGUUACAUAGCAAAGGAGGUUGUCAACGAACCAGUCCUCAAAUCCUACUUAGCAGUAAAGGACAUGAUUAUAAACGCCCUGAUAUUCCACUACAAUCACCCUGAUAACAGUAAACAGAACAGAAGGUUCUUUCCUCGACACCCCUCCUCUCUUGUCGUGGUAGGAGGUAAAAACCCCACAGUUAGGGAUACAGUAGAGAGUUACUCAGCUAAGAACAACGCCUGGAGACCCCUUGCUAAACUUACUGUCAAACGUAGCUCAGUCGGCGUUGCUUUCCUCAACGGUUACCUUUAUGCAGUGGGAGGGUUUAGUGUAACAUCACGUCUGAGCUCUGUAGAGAGGUACGACCCUGAGAAGAACGAGUGGACACUGGUUGCACCAAUGAGCGUGUGUAGGAGCACUACGGGUGUGGGAGUUAUUGGAGGUAAGUUGUACGCAGUAGGUGGACGGGACGGGACGAGUUGCCUAGCAACAGCGGAGUGUUACGAUCCAGAGACGGGGGUUUGGACCCCCAUACCACCCAUGACUAUGCAAAGGGGUGGGGUAGCUGUUGCUGUUAUUGGGGACCUUCUCUACGCUAUUGGAGGGUACGAGUUAACGUGUUCCUCGUGCACUAAUACAGUGGAGUCCUACAACCCUGAGUUAGAGGUUUGGACACGCUGCGCGCCCAUGACGUGCAUGCGCAGCUACCUGGGCGUUGGAGUCGUGGACAACUACUUGUUCGCUGUCGGCGGACGGAACGGUGCUCAGUACUUCAACUCUGUCGAGAGAUAUGAUCCGGUGCAGGAUAUCUGGACUGCUGUAGUCUCCAUGAAUACCAGGAGAGGGUUUGUGGGUGUUGGAGUACUGGACGGGUGCUUGUACGCAGUCGGAGGAUGUGACGGUAAAACGAACCAGAUGUCGGUGGAGAAGUACGAUCCAAAAGAGGACGGCUGGACUGAAGUAGCAAUCAUGAAGUCUCGAUGUAGCAGUCUAGGAGUAGCUACACUCGGUUAAUGAAGAUAGGGGUGAAGAAAGAUAAGAAUACGAGAUUGUGCUGGCAGGGCCCACAAGUCAGACCUAAGGAAUAUCUUACAUUGGAGUAUGAAAGAGGUCAUCACCAGUCACGAUAUAUCCCGGAAAUUCCCGGAAAUGGCGGUGAUCUCCUGCUCCGUUCUACACUCACUACACAGAAACAAAUUUCGGAUUUUGUUCCGUGUUGGUGUUGUGAGGAUUUUGACGAGUUGGUGCCCCCGUAUGGUGCCCCCACCAAGUCCCACCUGGGCCAGCUUCUUGAAGUAGCUUUAGAGCUUUAGAGUUGAAAUGAGAGUUUAGCUCUAGUAAUGUUGGAAGUGUUGAUUCACUGUUAUGUUCCGACUGUAGAAGAUCGAAGUUAUAAUAAUAUUUAUGAGGUGAUCGAUUUGUGAUUUUCAUUGUCAGACUGUACUUUUUGAAGAAAGUCUUUUAAAUGGGUUUUUUCAUUAAAACAGGAUGUAUAUCACUACCGAUUUAUUUCUCAUUUUAUCUAAUACUAUAAAAUUUUUAAGGUAAACCGUAGAACAGGGUAGAAUAUAUAUAUAACUAUCGCAUAAUAUGUUAUAAGAUUAUAUUUAUUUCGGAUUGUCAUUUCAUAUCCCGAUAUUAUUUCCCAUGUCCCCCAUAUUUGAUCAGAUGAUAUUUUGGGAUCCAACACCCCAGUAUUGCAAUGGUUGCAUGGUUAAUGGUUAAUGGUUUGUGUAUGGUAUGUAACUUAACUGAAAUUCUUUGCGAGUUCAUUUGUAGAA